Messenger RNA from Xyrichtys novacula (pearly razorfish), 14855 nucleotides. Lineage: Eukaryota; Metazoa; Chordata; Actinopteri; Labriformes; Labridae. The record is from the annotation of a GenBank genome assembly.
AAGUUUUCCCGCCUCUGACGAUGACUGGGCGGGCUCCGUGCUUGAGUCUGGGCGGACUGUGCCCAAACCAUGAUGGCGGCAGCAGCAGCAGCGGCGGAGCGGGGCGGCGGCGGUCCCGGUUCUUCUCCUCCCGGCUCCUCGCAGCCCGCGGUGGAUUACUCGGUGCUGGUGGUGGUCGGAGUGCUGCAGCCCGCCGGUUUGCUGGAGCGGGUUCUGUGGCAGAUAGACUCCGGUGAGUUUCCGUUAAGUUAACCGGCAGUGGAGGCACAGAAGGGAAGUGAGCGGAGCCUUUCAGAAUAAAAGCCCCAAACUGACGUCAUUGCUGCUGUUGUGCUGCUGUUAGUCGAAAUGUUAUCUUUAUUGUUCAUCACAGCGGGGUUUAUGUAUGUUUUAGAGUAAAAUCAAUGUCCGACGAGCGUUUUCACAAUAUACGUGGGUCAAACUUCGCUUCAAACUUUUCUGGGACACAAAGAUGAACGUAGCACGCGCUAACCUAAUAACGUGGACCGUACGGAGCUAACUUUGCUUCCUCUGUAGUUUCCCUCUGAGUUUAGAGUUCACUCAGACACACACAGAGCCGUUUCUGUGGAGAUAAACUCGUGUUUAAGGUCGUUUCUCAGAGUUAAGUACUUGUUCGUGUUUGCAGUUUAAUGUAACGGGUCACAGUUUUCAUUGCGUCUGUCCGCCAUGCAGGGGCGUGUACAAAGGGGCGACGUAGUGGGGUCCCCCUCUUAGGCACAGUUGGCCACCUCAAAACUCUUUACACAACAAUAUUUUUAUUAGUUUUAUACAGAUUAAUACAGUACAGCUCUUGAAACAGCACGAUACAAAGGAAACACAUCAGAUAGAUAGAAAGAUAUUUUAUUGUGAUUGUGAAAAGCACAACGAAAUUAAAAAGUGCCUUUACAGCCAGUGCAUUAAAAAAGGACAAUAAAAUAUUAGAUAGCAAAACAGUAAAACCAGUGCAGAGUUAAAACUAGUAAAAUAAUUUAAAAAAAUAAUUUAAACAAUAAAAAUUAUGUUCAAAAGUUAAAUUUUUGAAUUGAAUUGAAUUUUAAAAAUGUAAUUAUUAUUUAAAAAAUAAUUAAAAUAAUAAAACACCCCCUUUCCCUAAAGAGCCUGUCUACUGAUGGAUAUUCCUAUUAUUGUGCUUAAAUAACCAAAUCUGGAGCUAAAACAAAUAAACAACAAAAAGUAAAUGCUGGAAUUUGGGUUUUGUAGAUCUUGAAUUAUAUAAGACGUUGAGAAAUAAAAAGUAAGAAAAUAAGUUAAAUGAACUACUGUAUGUUAAGAGAAAUACAAAUGUAGACAAGUCACUGAAAACUGAAGAAGUCCAUAAAAGAGAAAAGAAUUUAAAUUAUAUGAUUAUAAAACAUCACAGAUAUUUCAAAAAGAAAACAACUAGAAGAGGAGAGUUUCUGAAUGUGGUCCAGAAAAGGUCCCCAAACCUUUUUGAAUUUUUCGUCAUCACCUGCGACCGAGUAACGAAUCUUCUCAAGAUCUAAACAAGAAGUAAGGUCUGUCAGCCCACCUCAAAACUUUCACCGUGAAAUUUGCUUUUUGAGCAUUUUAAAAACAGGCCACAGCAAGCUUUGUGUGAAUGUGAAUGUGUUAUUAAGUUGCUGAGAAUUUAUUACAUUUUUAUAUUAAUAUUUAUUAAAUAAGGAGAAGAAACUAGGAAGUCUAGCAUUACAGUAAAUCCCCCGAAAACUUUACAGCAUCAAAUGUUGACACUCUGUAGUGUCACAUUUGAAUGAAUAGAGAAAAUAUUUAACAUCUGAGCACAACAUCUUCAUACUCUUUAUUUUCCAUGGAGUUAAAACAACGUUCAAACAGUUUAAAAUGAGGAAUAAAGACACGAAUUUGAAGAGGUUCAGGGAUGAGGAAGGUGUUGGAUCAUACUAAGUGUGAUGAGGUUUUUGUUUCUUUUGUUUUAUUUUUUGUUGUUUUUAUGUGUGUGCUGUAUUAAUGUAGGUUUUGUUUUUGUAAAACAAAGUCAUGAACGUACUUUAUUUAUCUAUAUUUAUCAGGUACAUCUAAACAAGUUGAAGGAAGCUUGGUGUGGGCUCUUCUUAUUUAAAGGGAAGGGGUGGGAGUUCAUGAGUUAUUCUUCUUCUCACUCCUUUUCGAACAUAUAUUUCUAUGUUUUAUGUUUAAAUGUUUUGCCUUAAUAUUUUUGGUUUAUUCGAAAUAAACUUCAAUUAAUCAAUCAAUCAAAAUUCAGGGAAGUUAAAGAAAUAAAAUUAGUUGAGAAAAGAAGGGUAAACAGAUAUUGUUCAUGUAACUGUGUGUCCACACACUUCACACCACCCCCGCAUCGUCGGACACGAGUACAGAAACUGUGAAGGUUUCCCUGCUGCAGCUCAGCAGCUGCUUCAUGUUUGAAGAUAAAUUUAGAGGUGAUAUCAGAGCAGACUGUCCGGACAUCCUGUCAGACACACCGGGCACAGUUUCAGACUUUUAUGUGAGAAGUUUUCGUAGGAACUUUGGCAGAAACUCACUCUGACCCUCAGUUUGGUUGGUUGUUUCAGCUGUGAGUGUGUUAUUUUGGGUUAAUCAGAUUUUCACACCGUGGUUAACCCGCAGCGCUCGCUGCUGUUUAGCUGUUCGCACACAGACACUUCGCUGACGCCAUAUAUAGAUGUGAGGAAAACAUUCGGUCAUCUUAGCCCUGAGUACGAUCACUUUUAAAGAAUCAUCUCUGUUUAACACUGAAAGAAGCUGCAACAGUUUUUCUCUGGGGUGCUUUUAUUUUGAAAAUCCCUCCCACUGGCUGUUGUGCAUUUAUGUAAACUUGACCUGUGUGUUUUUUUUUGUGUUUUGUUCAGUAAAAGUAGGUUAACAGAGUGAGUACAGCUUCAUAAUCCUGUUACCUCAUCUGCAUUUCACUUGAUUAGAAUGAUCUAAUUCAGCCGCCGUGAUCCUCGGCGUGUUAAUUAUAACUGUUUAUAAUCACAGGAUGAAUGAGCAGCUUUAUUGUGAUAAUCAGAUUAGUGAGGUGUCGAUUUCACCCUGCUGUGAGUUUGUGCAGAAACAGAGCGAGGUCGAAGUGAUGGAGUAAAUCUAACCCCUCUGUUUGGGUGGAAUAAACUGCAGCUGCACUAAAUUAAUGAUGUUCACGUUUGCUUUUUUAUAUCCAAGAUGUCAGACGGGACAGGAUCUGACUCCACGGUGACAGUUUUUAUCUUUUUAUCUCUGCUACAUGUGAUCGGAAACGUUCACAGUUAUCAGCAUUAUCAGUUAAUGUGUAUAACUGUCACUUUAAAUGUCAAAUCUGUAAAUUAAAGCCUUUUUUUUUUGCUCUCAGUUCUCUGAUGAUGAAUCCCCUCUUUACAUCACUGUUAAGAAGAAUGAUCUGUUCGAUGAAAUAUGCAGCUGUAUUUGUUUGUUUUCUGUCACGAGGCACGGAGCAGGAAAACACUGAUAUGAGGGUUUGCUGCCGGGGAGUCACGCCCACUUGCUCGGUGUUUGCAGAGGGUCUGUGAUUACGUGUGCUCCGGCUGCUGAUAUUGUUUGAAAUAAUGGAAAGGGUUCACGGUUUUCAGCCUUUCAGUCCUAAAGUCAAAGAUUAGCAGCAUAACACUGUUGUGAAGGGAGAUACGACACGUCUCAGUCUGUUCAGAGUCCUGAUGACAGUGUGGAGCUGAGGUAGGGCGGCUCGGAAAGCAUAUUGAUCAUGUUUUAUUUUGAUAUUGAGGGGAAUUAAUUUUAUAUCGUUAUUUUUUUAUCACCCGGCCCUAAUGUCAGGACAUUUAGCUUCGUUUAAAUCGUAUUAAUUAGUGCACGUUAACGAAAACUCUUUAGUUCAGUUUUGGGGUUCCACAGGGCUCAGAGUUAGGACCAAUCCUUUUCAUCUUAUGUAUUCUUCUUCAAGAUAACAUUAUCUGGAAACAGUUCAUGAAUGUUCACCACCAUGCAGAUGACACUCAGUCAGAACAUUUCCAUGACACUCGAGAAAACCGAAUUAUCGCCUUAUUCCAAUUAAGACUGGACAACUGAAGGUCAUGUAAACACCUUAGUCCGACUAUAAUCAGAGUUUGAGAACUACGAUUAUAGUCAGAGAACUCCGAAAUCUGAGGGACGAAGUUUAAAAGACAUUUAAGGGUUAAAAUGAUCGGAAAUAAAACUGAUUUUUAUGGUUUUCAGAUGAUUUCAAACCAACGUUGUCCAACAGGUUAGUCACAUGACUCUGGAGUGGAAAUCUACGCAUGGAAAGUCCAGUUAGAAAUCAUUCAGUCUGUUUCCAUGACGCUUGAGAAAACCGAAUUAUUGCCUUAUUCCGAUUAAAACUGGACAACUGAAGGUCAUGUAAACACCUUAGAACUCUGAUUAAGACACCCAGAUAAUGUGAUUGGAAUCCGAUUUUCUCUACCAUGUAACCAGCGUAGUCGGAGUAUGAUCGGAUGAUGUGUGUACGCGUGCUCCCUGGAACAAAACCCCCAGAGUAGAGGAGUAGCGUUGGUCUCAUCUUUAGAAAAAGUAGCGCGUCCAUCAUGUCGGACAAAAACAACGCUGUACGAUGCUCCAUCUUCUUGUUUCUCCAAAAUGCCCAGCAGCAGUUGUAGACACUUCUGACGUCUGACACCGACCUGCUGUUGUUGUUGACGGUUGGAUGGGGUCGGAAACAGCGCCGCUGAAAAGACCCAUAUCGCCCCCUAGUGUUGGGGAGGAGGACACGUUCACGUCAAUAAUUCGAUUUUCUCAGCUGCAUGUAAACGAGGACGAGGAGAGAAGUCUGAUUUGGCGAAACCAAGUCCGAUUAAACUGUGAAUGUAAACGUACUGACUAACAAAGACCAGGAUGACCUGAAACUUUCUGCUCCUCUAUCCUGACAAAACUGAAGUUCCUGUUCUCAGAGAGACACUUUCUAACGAUAUCACUGCAGUCGAUGAUCUCUUAGCCUCCCAUGAGCUCAAAUAUUGACCACACUGAUUAUUUCAUAAAGUCAGUGAUCGGCCUGACUGACCAAUCGGUCUGUUUCUGGUCUGUAUCCUCACACAGACACUCCUACACACAGACUAAAUGACCUCAUUAAUCUUCACAUUUACAGCCGAUCAUGUUUUCAUCCAUGAGUGAUGCUGCAGAAUCGGUCUGUGUGUUUAAUGUUUCAGAGACAGUCAGAGGACUGAGCUCUGAACCAGCUGUUCACAAUGAUCCUACUGUGACUGCACACACACACACGCACACACACACACACACACAGUCUGCCCUGAGCACCUUGUGUAAGAGCUGUUGAAACAGGCGGACCUGUGGCAGCAGCAGCAGACUGUAUCUCAGUGUUUUUACAGCCUGUUAUCAGCCUGUUUCUGCCCACUCCCUGUGUGUGUGUGUUCAGUGUGUGUGUUCAGUGUGUGUGUGUUCAGGUUGGUUUUCUGCCUGCUGAUACAAAGAGGAAGUGGCGUUUCUAAAUAUCUUGAGCUUCCUGUUUGCUGAGGAGGAAACAGGUCAUGUGACAGAGAUAGGAGGAAACAUGGGGGGAGGUCUCACUCUGAUCUCUGACCUCUCGUUGGACCUUCUGGGUGUCUCCAUCUGGAGAGUUUGGACUAGUUUGGGUUAGAUCAUGUUGUGUUAAAGAGUGAGACCGUAAACUUUUACUGAGGGAAUAAAUCAAGAGAGAAGGGGAACCGUAUCCUCAGACUGAAAACAGAAGUGUAAAAUGAUUGGUCGUCUGUGUGUGGUAAACGCCAUCUGCUCUCUAUCCCAUCAUAAAGAUAUCUGUGUUUGUGUGUUUGUGUGUGUUCAGGUGUGCGGUGCUGGCCCGUCGACCUGCAGGUUUCUGUCCUGGACCAGCAGCUGAAGCUUUUCGUGUCCAGACACUCGGCCUUCCUGUCAGAGGAUGUCCCAGGUGAGCACAGACCCCACCCCAGGUGACGUCCACCCCACACACACAGACCUGAUCAGAGAGUCUGAUUGGAGUUCAAACAUGAUCACAUGACUCUGAGAUCGAUCGUGUCAUCGUAUGUGAGUUAAUGUUAAUGUGUUUGUUUACAGGAAGUGGUUAGUGUGAGUGAGACUCAUGAACACAGUCAGCUGAGACUCUGCUGAACAGCCUGCAGACACACACACACACACACACACACAGAGUAAAGUUCAGUGUGAGAGCUGAAGGCCUCUCUUUAACUAAAUAAUCAGGCUGAACCCGUCAGAUCGUCUCUGUGGUUGGGUUACCUGUGCAGGUACGCUGUGUCCUCGAUGUCGGGAAUGAAAUGUGGAGCAGAAUUCAGGUCAAUAUUUACCUGCGAGGUGUUCAAACGGCAGAAAGACAGAACCGGCAAAUGUCAGCCUCGUCUUCAGUCGCAGUAAACAGCUGAUGUCUCUGUGUCGCCCCCUGCAGGUCAGAGGACUCUGCAGCACCGCGGGGACGUGUUGGACGCUCAGGUGGUCGUGAAUCCGGCUCACGACUUCGUCUGCUCUGAGGUGAGACAGACAGACAGACAGACAGACAGACAGACUGUGUGUGUGUGUGUGUGUGUGUGUGUGUGUGUGUGUGUGUGUGUGUGUGCGUGCGUGUGUCCUGAUCAGCCCUCUGCAAACAGUCUGAACACUGUGAUUUUAUUCGUCCUCUUCAGUCCAUGAACUGCAUAUGAGAAGUGGGCGUGGUCAGUGAUACCUUUUAUAAACAGUGAGACGCCCCCUGCUGGACAUUCGAUUUCUCAAACUCAGUUCAGUGAUGAUGUGUUUCCUGUGAUGAUGUGUUUCCUGCGUGUUGCGUUCAGGUGCGACGGCUGCUCUGUGAUUCGUCGCGUCAUAAGCUGCUGGUCCUGGCGGGUCAGUGCGUGGAGGAGAGCGGCGACAUCGUGUUACAGAGAGGAAGAUUCUCGCUGACGGACCUCGUCCACAUCCUGUCUGAUCCAGAGGUCAGCAGACACACACAAAAAAAAAACAGUCAGAAACAGGCAGUAAACAUCAGACACAGUCAGCAACAGUGACUGUCACAAAUAGUCAGUAAAAGUAAGAAACAGUCAGUAUAAGUCAGAAACAGUCAGUAAAAAUCAGAAACAGGCGGGUAAUGUCAGAAACAGUCAGAAACAGUGAAUGUCAGAAACAGUCAGUAAAAUGCUGAAACGGUUAAUGUCAGAAACAGUCAGUAAAAAUGAAAAAGAGUCAGUAAGAUUCAGAAACAGUCAGUAAAAGUCAGAAACAGGUGGGUAAUGUCAAAAACAGUCAGAAAGAGUGAAUGUCAGAAACAGGCAGUAAAAAUGAAAAAGAGUCAGUAAGAUUCAGAAACAGUCAGUUCAUGUCAGAAACAGUCAGUUAAAGUCAGAAACAGUCAGAAACACUAAAUAUCAGAAACAGUCAGUAAAUGUCAGAAACAGUAAAAGUCAGAAUCAGGCUGUAAAAGUUAAAGACAGUAAGAGUCAGGAACAGUUAGUUUAAAUCAGAAACAGUCAGUUAGUAAAUAUCAGAAACAGGCAGUGAAAGUCAGAAACAGGCAUUAAAAGUCAGAAACAGGCAGUAAAUGUCAGAAACAAGCUGAAAAGUCAGAAACAGGCAGUAAAAGUCAGAAACAGUCAGAAACAGUAAAAAUUAGAAACUGUUGGCAAAGGUCUUAAACCUUUAGUAAAUGUCAGAAACAGUCAGUAAAUGUCAAAAACAGUCGAUAAACAUCAGAAACCUUCAGUAAACAUCAGAAAUAGUCAGAUAGUGUCAGAAACAGUCAGUAAAAGUCUAAAAUCUUCAGUAAACAUCAGAAAAAGUUAGUAAAAGUCAUAAACAGGCAGUAAAAGUCAGAAACAGGCAGUAAAUGUCAGGAAACAGUCAGUAAAAGUCUAAAAUUUUCAGUUAACAUCAGAAAAACAGAAAAUGUCAGAAACUGUUGGCAAAUGUCUGAAACAGUCAGUAAAUGUCAGAAACAGUUGGCAAUGGUCUUAAACCUUCAGUUAAUGUUAGAAACAGUCAGUAAAUGUCAGAAACAGUCAUCCCACUUGAAGACUUUAGUGAAGAGAGUUCCUCUUCCAACCACUUCGAUGUUAUUUUCACAGAAAAAUCCAGAAUCUGUAAUUCCAGCUAAAAAAUGUGACCCUGUUAUUUAUUCUGAGAAAUCUGUGAAAACAGAAAACAGCCUGAGGGUAUGAACUGUGACAUGUUUCUGCGAGGCUGUUUUUCUGUAAAUCUUCUCUAACCGUGGUCCGUCUCUGUAGUUCAGUGUUUAUUGUGUUUGUCCUGCUCUGACCACAGCGAGUCUUUGUCCGUCUGUUUGUCUCUGAGCUCAGGGUCUGCCGUUAUCUUCACUGUAGGAGGAAGUUCUUGUUGUUGUGUGUUCUCGAUAUUUCCUGACUUACUUACAGCCUGAUCGUUGUUGGUGGAGGUGUUCAGGCCCUCCAGCAGGUAUGUCUCUGAUACAGAUGGAGCACCAGCAGGACAGGUUUUCCACACAGACUGGAUAAAGUCAUGAAACUGGUUCAGAAGUUCAGUGUCAGUCAGCUGUUCUGACAAGAGAACCCCCCCUGAUUUCUCAUGCAGUUCCUCUCUGUUGCAGGUGGGGGAGCAGUUGCGCUCUGCAGACCCGGCAGUGAAGGCCAGCCUCACCCUCAGCUGUCCACAGUAUGGCGUUUGGAAGGACUGUGUGUUGGAGAAAGAAAACCUGCAGGACUUCAUCGACAUCCAGAUCAACCCUCCUCCUCUUCACCCAGAGAUGGAGGGUCUCCACGAGUUCACCGAGUACCUCUCCGAGUCUCUGGAGCUCGAGUCGCCAUUUGAUCUCCUGGAGCCCCCGAGCACCGUAGGCUUCCUGAAGCUGUCCCGGCCCUGCUGCUAUAUCUUCCCGGGGGGGCGGGGCGACUCCGCCUUCUUCGCUGUAAACGGUUUUAACAUCCUGGUGAAUGGCGGCUCUGAUCCGCGCUCCUGCUUCUGGAAACUGGUGCGACACCUGGACAGGAUCGACUCCGUGCUCCUGACUCACAUCGGCGUGGACAACCUGCCGGGGGUGAACAGUCUGCUGAUGAGGAAGGUGGCGGAGCAGCAGGAGGAGGAGCCUGCUGAGGAGGACUGGAUGAAGAACCUGAUCUCCCCUGAGGUCGGGGUGGUCUUCUUGAACGCUCCCGACAGGUUGAAGUCCAUUCAGGGAGAUUCUGGCGAGAUGCGGAGCUGUGACCAGGCGGCGCUCACUCUGCAGCACUUACAAAGACUGGAAAUCAAACCCGAACCUCUGAGCCGGUCUAACGGACCUACCAUAGACCCGGUGAUCCUGUUCCAGAAGAUGGGAGUGGGCCGCCUGGAGCUGUACACGCUGAAUCCGGUCAGUGGAAGCAAAAACCUGGAGGCUCUGAUGCAGACUUGGCCAAAUAACGGGUCUCACGUGAAGGGUUCCGACCUCCCGCUGCCGUGCCUUGUUUCCAUUUGUGCUUUGCUGGUCUGGCACCCAUCCAGUCCUCAGGACAAGAUCAUUAGAGUCCUUUUCCCAGGGUGCACCCCACAGACCAAAAUCCUGGAGGGACUAGAGAAACUCAAACAUCUGGAUUUUCUCAAACACCCAUCCGUGUCUUUGAAGGACUUAGAGACGCCCAAAACGGAGAGACAACCAAAAAGAGCAGAAAGUCGAGAAAGCCUUAAGUCGCAGUCCAAGGAGGUCCGGAUCAUCAGUGCCUUACCGAAAGACAAACCGGGACGAGUGGACGUCAAAAAACAGGAGGUGAAGAUGAAGCCAAAGGCAGCAGAGGAGAAGCCCAAACCGAAGGAGACAGACGCCAAAUCAAAGCUGCAGAAACCUGCGGAAAAGCUCGUCCCAAAGAAAGACGUGUCAAAAGACGAGAAGAAGGAGGUGAAGAAGGAGGAAAAGAAGAUUCCUGUGACUGCAGGGAAGAAAGAAGAGAGCGCAGAGAAGAAGAAAGAGGCGGUUAAGAAGGAAAGUUUGAGUUUGAAACCAAAGAAGGACGUCAAACCUGAACCAAAAAAAGACAGCAAGAAGGAUGUCAAAACGGAGGACAAGAGGACGACAAAACCAGCCGUCAAAGACGUGAAGAAAGCGACGGGCGGAGCGUCGACGGCGAGUACAGACGUGAAAAAAGCUCCGGGUAAGAGCGGGACUCUGAAGAAGGAGGGGACUCUGCAGAGAAAAGGGACCAAAGGUAAACCAGGUUCUGCAGAGCAGGGGAACCAGAAGGACGGCUCAAAGGUGUCCACUCCAGAGGACAUGACGGCGGAGUUCGAGAGACUUCGACUCGAGGACCACAACGGGAACAACGGCCAAAACUCAGAGGUCACAGCAGUCCUGAACUCUGACGGAGGAAAAGCCAACGGGAACCAACCCGCCAACGUGGAGAGUCCAGAGAAGUUCCGCAGCCAGGAGACGGACCAGGACCAGGCCAAGGACCGCCUCAGCGCCGACUUUGACCUGUCCAAGCCAGUCCAGGACUCUCUGAAGAACGGACAGGACGACGUCUGCGUGAGCCCAGAGGAAAAAACCCUGGAGCUGGUCUCCCCUGAGGAAGACACUCAGGGAUCAGGGGACCACAACCAGGGAGGUUCUUGUAGGACAUCAGACUUUGGUUCCCUGAGAGACGGUCUGGAAAACUCCAUGUCCCCUCAGGACAAACAGUCCGGCCUCCUGAUGCUCAGUCCCGUCAGAAACUCCUCCUCCACCCUGACCUCCAUGCCGGCGGAGAUCGGCUCCCCUCACUCCACAGAGGUGGACGAGUCCUUGUCGGUCUCUUUGGAGCAGGUGGCGUCCCCCAAAGGACUCCUGGGGGACAGGGUCUACUCGAACGGACACGCAAGUGACUCGGACUCGAACACGGGGAUGAUCUUACCUCUGAGGUCAAACCAUAACGGGCGCUGUGGAGACGGAUCAGAGGAGCACAUCCACACGCUGUCGGAGCUGAUCUCAGAUGUCCCUCACGAUGUGGACCUCUGUCUGGUGUCCCCCUGUGAGUUCCAGCACCCGAAGACCUCAGAGAACCACCAACAGGGUGUCGGUCCACAUCCCACCUCCGGUACUUCUCCAGACCUCUCUGACAACAUCAACCAAUCACAAGACCUGAGCAGCAGCAACUGUCCCUCAGCCUACAGCCAGGAGACUCCGCCCACAUCUGUCAGCGAGUCCCUCACCACGGCCACAGACUCUGACGUCCCCCCCGGGACAGAGGACUGUCCCUCCAUCACAGCAGACAUGGACUCUGAUGAUGAUUCCAGCGGACUGAACCUGCCUGAUCAUCCCAGUCCACGUCCGUUAUCUUACAGGGCGGGACAGCUGUCCUCACACGACCCGCCCCCGGCCCCCGUCAAAGACCUGCCCCCCUUACCCCCCCAGCGUGGAGCCUGCAUGGCUGACUCUGAGGCUGAUGGAUCCACCAAGAACCUGAAGAGUUUGGCCGCAAAGACCAAGAAACCGACCGGGACGCUCCAGAAACCAACAUCUACGGCGGCGCCGAGCAAGAUCAAGACCAGCUCCACCGGGUCCCUGAGGACCGCCUCCAGCUUUGACGCCAAACCCUCAGCCAGAAACUCACUGGGAGGGUCCAAGAUUGGAGCCCCUAGACCUUCAUCCACAGGUAGGUGGGCUCAGAGAAGAGGGUCUAAGAUGACGGCAGGACUGAGGGUUAAAAAUGGCGGUUAGUGGUCCUUGAUUGGCUCUCGUGUUUGACCAAUCAGGACAAGUCUUUUUACCACGUUCAGAUUUAUCUGUUUGGAGAGUUUUAUCGAAGUUCUCUGCUCUCCUCACAGGAACCAAAGCUGCAGGUUCUACAGGUUCUGCAGGUUCUGUCUACGUGGACCUGGCCUACCUGCCGUCCGGGUGUGCGUCCUCCUCGGUGGACCAGGACUUCUUCAGACGUCUCCGCUCGUCUCAUUACAUCAUCAGCGGAGAUGAUCAUAUGAAGGCCAAGACCAUGAGGACCCUCCUGGAUGCUCUGCUGGAGGGGAAGUCCAGUUGGCCCGAGGUCCAGGUCUGUGGAACUCUCCGCCAUGUUUGCUCGACUUGUUUUCCCAUGAUCUGCGCUCUGAUUGGUCCUUUUCUUCGUCUUCCACCAGGUGACGCUGAUCCCGACGUUCGAUUCGGUGGUGAUGCACGAGUGGUACCAGGAGACGCACGACCGGCAGAGGGAGCUGUCAAUCACCGUGUUGGGUAGCAACAGCACCGUCGCCAUGCAGGAGGAGACCUUCCCAGCCUGUAAGGUGGAGUUUUAAGCUCGAAGCCCCGCCCACCUCAAAGACGGACCCGAAGACCAAGAGAGGGAGAGUAGACUUUCAUUGUUGCCAUGGUUACAUUGAAUAGAGACCAAUGACGGGACGUAUGAAAGCCCCGCCCCCUUCUGGAGAGUGAUUUUAGUGAGCAUGCUCAGUCGCUGCACAGCCCUCACUGUUCACCCACAGGUAGACGAACAGGAAGUCCAAUUUAAGACGACCGGUUCUAUCCUGUAUUUCCUGUUUCUGUGUGACAUCACUGCACGGUAAGGGUAUUUAUUUUGUAGGAUGGUACCUGAAGGUCCCGCCUCCUUCGCCUCUGAUUGGCUAGAAAAGCUGGGCUCCGAUUGGUUGUGAAACGGGUUAGGAGAGUUAAUGUUCUGUUGGAUGCUUUUCCAGCCAAUCAGAGGCGAAGAUGGGCUGGACCUUCCCCACCAUCCUACGAAAAAAAAACAUCCUGCGCACGGUAACCACCUGUCACGAUGUGUCACUUCCUGUCUGCUGGAUCAGGACCUUUUAGCUCACCUGUGGACCAAUGUUAGCGUGAUGUUCACGGACUCCGAGUCCCUCUGAGGUCGUAAAAAAUGACAUUUGGAGUUUUUGAUUUCAGAUUAAUCUAGAAACCGCCGUCAGUCCAGUUAGAAAACCGCCAUGUUUAACUGUCUGAGAUCUUCCUCAUGUGAUCAUCUCACGUUUGAAGAUCUCAUAAUUUCACAGUUUGUUAAUAUAAGAUAAAAACGAAAACAACAGGAUCUUUAUUCGAUGAGGAUAUCCGUGAAUCCUCGUCAGGCUGCCUUAGAGUGACCUCUGUAUCAGGUCAUUUUUCAUCUUUAGAUGUUUUUAUAUCUGAAUUUUUAGUUUUCAUCGUGUUUUAGUUACGAGUGUUUUAACAGGACGUGAGCGGUGUCCUUGUUUCUGAUCCGGCAGACACCGACGUGAAGUUUGAGGAGAUAAUCCGGGACCACACCUUCUUCUUCUACUGUUUUAUCAAAUGCUGUUUGAUCUCAGAUCAGAUUUUGUGAAGGAAAAUCACUUUAAAAAUUUUACACGAGGACUUUUUUUCCUUUGAGAAUUUUUUUAGUUUUUAUGUUUUUCGAUCUAAAUCCUACAUUUCCCAGGAGCCUCAGCUUCUGGAUGUUAUUUUAAAGGAGACCUGUUGUACUCGUCUGACACCAGUAGAGAAGAUCUGCAUGAUUUGCUGCUUUAAAAGACUUUAUAUUUAUCUCUGUAAAAGCCGUUUUUCCACUUUAGCUGCUUUUCCACGGGUAGGAAGUGAGACACGGUCAGUGGGUGUUACUUUUUACACAGCUUUGUAGUCCUGAAACAGCGCAUUAGUAAUCUGAAUGUGUAAAGCUACAGAUAAUGAGUUGGUAUUAGAUAAUUUUGUAUACUGUAAUGCGGUUAUUAUUCAGACAUUUCUGAAGGACGUCAGUUUCUCUAUGAUGUGGUUAUCUGACGCAGCGCGCUUCUACAGCCUGGCAGUUUUACCCCCAACUGUUAGAAAGUUCAACGAAACUUCUGGGUGUUACUAAUUACACAGCUUUAAAGUCGUACAACAGUCUUAAAGUUCUGUCUUUAUAGUAAAUGUCCGAGAUCUGCUGUUUGUGCCCACCUUAGACUGUACGAAACAGACAUAGUCAUUGCGACUUCACCUGAAGUGAAGUACUUUUGCAGCCAGCCUCUAGUGGACACAAUAGGAACUGCAGCUGUUAGUUGCGAGAAAAAAUAUCUGUUGAUGUCCUGAAAACGAUCCAAACUUCCCGCAGUUUUCUGUAGGGAAAAUAUCUGAGACUUUCCAAAAGAGGACUGAGAGAGACUUAGCUAAAGGUUUAGUAAGUAUAUCCAACAUUUUAACGUCGUAUAUGUGUGUAUAUAUAUAUAUAACACAGAUUAGCAGAACAGGUCUCCUUUAAAUUAACCUGAAGUUAGUUAAAUGUGUGAAUCUGUUCAAUAAAUCCUAGAAACCUCAGCCUGUGCUGCAGCUCCCUGAUUGGACGGUUCAUACAGCAGGGCUUUCUGGGAGUUGUAGUUCUUUAAAACGGUUUCAGUCAGUUUCCUAAAUCUGAGGAGCGACGAUGAAAACGGUUCUGAAAAUGUUCUGAACGUUUUGUUUUGUUUUUUAUAUGAUGAUGAAUUUUAGUUUUUGAAUCUGAAACGACUGAAACACAGAAACUCGAUCUGCCUAAAAACAAACAUUUCAAUCUUUAACUUAUUUAUUUAUUUGAAUUUUUCUUCGUCCUUUUCUGAAAUUCACGUCUGUGUUUUGAUCUCUGAAGUGAACUUCGGUACGAGCUCCUCCCUCCAUCAUCAGAAAUGAACUUUAACUUUUUCAAACACAGUAUUUCAGGAGUUUUUCGACCCUUAAGAGCCUUUAAACACCUUAAGAAUUUCAGAGUAAAGGUCUCUAUUAAACCUUUGGUAAAAGAUUUAAUGACAGAGAUGAACUUUAGCCGUCAUUUCUCUAAAAUCAAAUUAAACUCAAACAUUUAAAUUCUAAAUUUUAUCUCUAUAACUUUAUUAUCAGUCUGUCGGAUUAUUUUCUGAUCCUUAAAUGUUCAAAACGUUCAAUCAGACGUUCAGAGUUAUUUUAUUAGAGACAUGAUUUAUUUUCGUAAUGUUUUACACCCGGACACACACACACAAACACACACACACACACACUGAAGUGAUUUGUGUAUUUAAACACUAAUUGUAAUGAUUCUUUCAAAAUAAAAGCUGCCCAUCAACAGACUGCC